ACUUUUUGUUUUUAAACUGAGGCUUUUGGCCAUGGCAGGGGCCACAUUUCCCUGUCCCUAGUCCCCACAGCUCUCUGCUACUUGACUAUGUGUUCCAGAAGGGAGACACAGGACUCACGCAGGGGCCCGAACUAUUAGGCUCCCGUCUGUAUUCCUGGGUUGAGGUCUAGGCUGAAAGCCAUGCAGUGAACCCUUAAGGGAGCAGGGGAGAGGGGUUAAGCAGGACUCCUGGGAGCCAAGGAGGGGACUCCUGUUGCCUUGGGGGCUGUCUGUCAGAGCUGGGUGAGUGUCAGCCUUCCUCCCAGAGAGGAAUUUGCUAUGAGUCUUAAUGGUAGCUGGGCACCAGUCUAGAGCAUAAUGAAAUUGGUUAGGAGUUUAGAGUUUGGCUCCAGGAUGCCAUGUGACCAUAAGCAGGGUUAUUUCUGGAAAUGCCCAUUUAUUUUAGAAGGCCCAUCUAUGGGUGUGCUAGGCAGAGCUGGCCCCCUGCAUGGGCCGUGAAGGAUUCCAGUGAGCAGUGUUGGAAGCUGCUGGUUCAACUGAUGAAGACAAAGAAGGGUCCAGCAUGCACCGGGGCCUCCCUCUGGACAGCUGUGUCUCCAGAUACAUCCCAGAUCUUCUGUACUUCACUUUGUCAUGCCAUCCACCCAGUAUCCACACAGAUGUUGUCUUCUAGAUGGCAGGAUGCCUCCUCCAGGGUCCCUUGCCUCUCUCUCCCUCCCAGACAACCACACAGUAGUGAUAGACCUUCUUAGGAACUUGAGUCAGGGUCAGAUGGCAUCUCUUGCCUGGAAACACUAGGGUCUCCACUGUUCUUGGAGAAAAGUCUAUGCCAUCUACCACAGCUUCAGUGCUGAGGCUCCCCAUCUUCUCCCCCUCGAAGUAGCCAGCAUCAUGUGUUGUGUGUAAUUUUUAAAACACAUAAGCUCUUUCUCAAGAGCUCUACUCGAGCUCCCUCAACCUCUCCCAGCUAGCUCCACCAAGCCACCAGUGACCGUCCCCGGCUGUGCCUUUUCUCCUGCCCACCUUAGUCACCAUGGAUGGAAAUCACCAGACAGCCUUCAUAUUUUAAAACUAGCCAGAUAACUCAAUGGCUGGGUGAAGACUAUCCUGCCCCAUCCUCUUUGACCUGCACCCACGGUGGAGGCUACAAACUGUAGGUGCCCCAGACCUAUGUGUUGGCCGCUUCCUCCACUCCACCGCCUCUCUCCUCCCUCUGGUCCCUUCCCUUCCUCCUGUGACCCAGAAGUCCCACUUUUUCCCCUUUGCCCAGCGAUUGGCUUCCACCUCCUUUAUUGACACAAUCAAGAACCAAUUAGGGAAUCAAUACCUCCCCCUACAACCCUGUCCUUCUGGGUCUUGCCCCUACAAGAUCCCCCUCUUACUUCAGACUUCAGCACCUGUGUCCUUAGCUCUUCACGUGAAUACCACCUCAUUGCUCAGUCAGGGCCUACUGCAGGCGGCUGCUCUAGGGGUCUCCUGGUCUUCCUCAGGCCUUGGCUGCCACGCUAACCCUAGCAGCUCAUCAGACCAAGGCAGCGGGUGCUGCUGUCCCCGGGCACUUACUGAACCUUUCUUUUAACAUCUCCUUUCCCUUCUGGACUAUGGACUAGCAAGCACCCUUCUAGAAGCAGAAGGUGGAUUCACAGCUUUGCCAGAGAGGUGCGGGCAGUUGGUGAGGGUGUGCAUUGGCCAUUGCUGGUCUUGGCUCAUGGGCCUUCAGAUGGCUUCCCAUAAAGAUGGCUGUGCUUCUACUGUGGGCCAGAGUGGUCUGAACGUCUGAAUCCUGCAGGUAUAGGGUCCAGGCUACCAGGCUAUUACCUGGCUUGUGCCCUGUCCCGGGGGGGUCUUUGAGUCAGAUGUGUUAUUCUUAAAAAUCACCCACCCCAUGCCCACAACCACAAAGGUUUAGUCUAUACAAAGCCCUUAUAGUGAAUGUGAGGAAAUCAGGUUUUGUAAAGAUAACGGAAAUCUCGUGUCUGUGGCCACUGAGCCAUCUGCGGACCUUUUCCUGGCACUGCCCCCCCACCCCCCAGAGGCUCCCAGUAUGUAGGGCUUUGAAAAAGUGCAGCCCAGGCAGCACCCACAGAUCUCCUUCCAGUUUUUUACCUUGGCGUCUGUUUGGGUGGUUUUCCUGGAUACAGCAUCCAGAGUAAUUCCGAGCCCAGGUAUUGGUGCAGCCUCAGGUCACUCACUGGGUUUUGAGCCUAUGACUGUUCCCCAGCUGGUUCAGAGCCGACUCCUGUGGGAUAUUUGUCUGUGUUGCUCUCCACUCAGUGGGUGGGCAGGGGGACUUGAAGUUCCUGGGCACUGCAUUUCUCUGAAGCCUGGGAGGGCUGUGAGGGGCUGGUGUAGCAUUCGGACUGUCUGCUGCCACUCCUCUGUUCCCAGCUAGGAAUCUCUGAGGGUGGCUUUCACUUCGCUGCUGUUGGCAGGUUCAGAAUCCUGCCUUUCAGACUCCUGCUUAGAGCUGGGCCUUCCAGCUUCACCCUGCCCAGGGCCAGGGAGGACAGCUACAGCUGCAGAUCUGCUUUGACUCCUUUGGAAGGACAGGAUGAGCUAGCUCACUGGGGCAGAGACUGUUCUCAGGCUCCAAGGUCAGCACAAAGCCCUGAAGGUUGCUGGGGCCACUAGGACCCAGUGUUCUGUCCCAGCUCAGCCGGUUGCUCUGAGCCAUGGGUUUGGGUAGUCACAGGAGGGCGUACGGUGGUGGUGGUGGGGUGCUCUCUGCAGAGACCACAACCCUCUCCUGCUCCUGAAUACAGCAGGGUUGAGUUGAACCAUAAAGCAUUCUAGGGGUGCCAGUUCAAAGUCAUUUAUAACUGCCGAGGUUAGAUUAGGCCCAGAGCCUGCAGGGUAGGGGUAGUGGUAGGGGUAGGGUUAGGUGAAGGGGUUAGUUGCCGUCCCUGCGAACCUCCGCAGCUCUGCUGUGGUCCCAGAGCUAUAGUCACACCCCCUCACACCUUGUGACUGUUGUUUCCUGCCACUGUGUACAAACAAGGCUGUGUUGGAGGAAACAGGUGUCUUAUCAGGUCACAGGAGCGUCACCACCCCCCAACCGUACAGUGCUCAGAUUCUUGAGGAAAACCCUUCUGCCUCUGCAGGUGGGGAUGGACGGGGAAGCCAGGUGGGGAGGAUCCUGCUUUAGCGUGAAGAGGAAAAGCAUUUAGUCUGGAAGGUACAUCCUCUGCCGUAGAUACGCUGCUUCCCAGCUGGAUAGCCCUGGGAACGUCACCCACCACCUCUGAGAGCAAAGAUAGGAGGGCUCUGCUCUUUGGGGGAUGAGACAUGUGAAGUCUGAAGUUGAGCAGAAACUACACUGGAGGCCUGGGACUAGGACAGGCUGCUGUGGACCCUUGUACCUCAGGCUGGGCUGGGGUCCCCCAGGCAGCCACCAUCCCCUAGGAACAGUGCCUGCUAGAACCUUGACUCCACACUCUGUAUUUUUGAGUCACAUGAAUGGGAGGUUAUCACUGCCCACCAGAGUUCAGUCCUUGGAAAGACAAAGAGCUGUUCCCCGAGAGCCCCAGCUCUUCUCCAGCGUGCUGCUCAGCUGGAUCAAAUGCAUACGGGUGAAAGGCUGCGGGGGCAGCUGCUGAGGCUUCCUGAAAGAAGAGGCGUCCGCAGGGGCGAGUGGGAGGACGUCCUGGGUGGGGCGCAGCAGAGCAGCGGAGAGAGGCCUAGGUGGCUCUCGCAUCACCGGGACAGACCGCACCCUGGGGUCCUUGAGGAAGCAUAACAAGCCCGGCCAGCCUCCACAUGGCGUCCCCCAGCUUUCUCCACUCUACGAACAUUUCAGCAGUCCACACCCCACCCCUGCACCAGCGGACAUCAGCCAGAAGCAAGGAGUUCACAGGCCGCUGCAGACCCCCGAUCUCUCUGGAUUUUAUUCUCUGACCUCAGGCAGCAUGGGACAGCUCCCCCAUACUGUGAGCUGGCCCAGUCCUCCUCUCUACCCCCUGUCCCCUUCCUGCGGAUAUAGACAGCACUUCCCUGCCCCCACUGCAGCCCCUGGCGCCCCCUAUCCCAGGUUCACCCACCCAUCCUUGAUGCUGGGAUCUGGUGUACCUGGACACCCAGCAGCCAUCCCUCACCCGGCCAUUGUGCCCUCCUCAGGGAAGCAGGAGCUGCAGCCAUAUGAUAGAAACCUGAAAACACAGGCAGAACCCAAGGCAGAGAAGGAGGCUAAGAAGCCAGUCAUCAAGAAACCCCUCAAUGCGUUCAUGCUUUACAUGAAGGAGAUGAGAGCCAAGGUCAUUGCUGAGUGCACACUCAAGGAGAGCGCUGCCAUCAACCAGAUCCUGGGUCGCAGGUGGCAUGCACUAUCUCGAGAAGAGCAGGCCAAGUACUAUGAACUGGCCCGCAAGGAAAGGCAGCUGCACAUGCAGCUAUACCCGGGCUGGUCCGCGCGGGAUAACUACGGAAAGAAGAAGAGGCGGUCAAGGGAAAAACAUCAAGAAUCCACCACAGACCCUGGCUCGCCUAAGAAAUGUCGUGCUCGCUUUGGCCUCAACCAGCAGACGGAUUGGUGUGGUCCGUGCAGGAGGAAAAAGAAAUGCAUUCGGUACUUACCCGGAGAAGGCCGCUGCCCCAGCCCCGUUCCUUCCGAUGACAGUGCUCUAGGCUGUCCCCGGUCCCCAGCUCCCCAGGACUCACCCUCGUAUCUUCUGUUGCCCUCCUUCCCCACAGAACUGCUUGCUAGCCCAGUGGAGCCAGCACCAACAUUCUCAGGUCGCUCUGCAGCUCUCACUCUUCCAGCCCCUAAGUCUCCAAAGACCCCCCACAGCACCCUCCAGAAUCCACAGAUACAGCAACAAGAAUCUCAGAGACAGGCAGCCUAACAGCCUUGGUUGCUAGGCACAGAACACCUGGCUUGCUCCAGGGGCCCACCCCUAACUCAGGAGGAGGCAACAUGACCAGCUCCCAUGGAACCAGCUAGGGGUCCUCUUAAGGUGAUGAAGAUUUCAAAGGCUGCACAACUCCCUGAACCAGGGGCCAUCAAUUCAAGAGGUGGGGGAUUAGAUCUAUGUAGAUGUAUCAUCUUAAGGGGAUCCUGCCGCCUCUGACAGCCAUAUCUCUUGUUAUUGCUGGCUGGACCUCCCUAUUGGCCUAGGAGGUUUUGUUUGCUGUAGGUCAGAUGGGUUGGACUGAUCUCUUCAGCUGCCUACCCUACAAAUGCUUCUCCUGCCCUCUGCCACACCCUCCCCAUGCCAAUACUUCUUGGACCAAGAAUACCUGGUUUGUCACACAAAAUAACUCUGUGGUCAACCAGCCACAAGUCUAAACAAUAAUGCUUCUCUCUUAAACCGAGAAGUUCUGUUUACAAAAACCAGCUGCUGUUCAUAAGCUGGGCCGGAGGAAGCGGCUCCCUGUGUUCUCAGGCGCUUGCAAGAGGAGGGACUAGGAUACGUUUAGGCCUUUCAACCUUGGCACCAACUACCUACUGGUGGGCAAUAGUCAGCUUUCAUUUCAAUCUUUCCCAAGAAGCUCACCAGCAUUAACAACUAGUCAAUAUAGUUGGCCUAAACCCAGUGUGCACCCUUCCUAUCAGGCUCUUCCCAGUUCCAUUUCCAGCUCAUCUGAGUCAGCUCCUGGGCAGCUGUGAGAGGGCAAACCCCAAACCCCCAACAGCCAGAGCCUAUCAGCAUUGAGAACCGGCCAGCUUCAGUUUCUCUGUGGGGCUGCAGGAAGAAAUGUUACUACUAAAGCAAGGAACCCAUAAAACCUCUCUGUGGUGGACAUGGUUCCUUGCCACAUUCUAGAAACUCUUUUUGAGCCAAACUUAACCCUGAGCCUUGAAAAACAAGUUUUUUGUUUGUUUGUUUUAACUUUUUUUUUUUCAUUCUCGCUGUAGAUAGCCUGAAUCCAAAGAAAACCAAAAGGGGUUAUCCAAGUAUUCCACACAAAAACAAAACAAAAAACCCUUUAGUGUUCCUACUUUAGUCACUCAUUUCUCAAUCCAAAGAUCAUGUUUCUAACGUAGUGUUGAAAGUCUUGAGAAAGUCUGGCCAAGUGUGGUAGUGUGCACCUAUAACCCCAGCACUUGCGAGAUAGAGGCAGGGGGACCUCUGUGAAUUCCAAGACAACCAGGGCUGUAUAGAAGACCUUUUCUCAAAAAGAAAAACUGUUGUAUCCAAAAUAUUUUUGUAUUGUAAUGCAUUACCAUAGAAAAGCUUUUUUAACAAUGAGAAUAAAGAAUCUUUUUACUUGGUUUUUCAAAGUCUGACUGAGUAGCUGUUUGAGUUAACGGUGAGGUGGCCUAACACUGCUGCUCUUGCAGAGAACCGGAGUUUGUUCCCAGCACCUGCAUGGCAGCUCUCAGCAGUGCCUACUAAUGCUCUUCUCUCUCUCACAAAACCUGAAGUGUAUCCCUUAGUAUGAACAAAGAUUCCAAGACUGCCAAUCUGCAAAAGCCAAAAAUCACAAUCAGUGUCUCUCGACAGACAGGGGCUUGGUCCUGACACCACAGCUGAGCUCACAUUCCAAGCUCUGCCUUUAAUCCGGACAGUACAAUCACGCAGGCCAGCCUACUCCCCAACACCCUUGGGCACCAAUGAGCUAGCGAGCAGCUGCCAUUCUGAUACUGAACAGUCCAACCUCAAGUGUACUCAGGAUCUACUGUCCUCUAAGGACAGAAAGAAGAAAAGCACUUCAAACUUAUUUAAAGAAAAAUACGCAGUCCAGUCUUAAAAUUUAUUGUCAUAAAAGCCCUACACAAAGAUUGCUAGAUUCUUAGGACUGUCUUUUUAAAGCACUUAAGUAUUAGACCUGUGAAGUUGGAAUGGUGACUACUUUUUUAGACAUAGGUACACCAUGUUACAGUACACUGUGCUGCUAAGUUGCAGAACUCUACCAUGAUGUUAUCAACACCACCCCAGUAGGUCAACCUAGAUACAUACUUAAUGUUCAAGGACAGCCACCAAACCAUUAUUCUGCAUUGCAGCUUUUAGUUCCCAAAGUACUUUUAUAGAACACUGGAAAUUGAAAUCUUGGACUUUAACCUUUUUCUGAGAGGAUGCUAAAGAUGACCAGGCAAUCUUUGGACAUUUGCAUUUGUCCCAUUUUAAAGAAUUCUGCUCUGGCUGUGAGCCUCGAUGUUUAAAAACAACAAAAAGACCUUGCAUUCUUACCAGGUUCAAGUUGGGGGUUUUGUAUCUGAUCUGGUGUAUCCUCUAGAGUACACUGAACAAUCCACUCCUUGUGGAGUGCAGAGCUGGUGUGUGUGUGGUGGGGACAAGACAUUGGCAACUUUGUUAGAAUUAAACCCUUUAGAAAAACUGACUCCAAAAAAACAAACUUUGAAUCCUUCCAAUUCACAGCACUACAUUCCUGAGACCUGAGGAGGUCUUAGGGACUUGACAAUGGAAACCUAAUUCCACUUCACAUACCACACCAAUCUCAUCACACAGCCAUCCGAGAACCAACCCAAUUUCUUAAGACAUUAGAGAACAAGAUCCCCUCUCCCCCAGACUUUGUAACCCAUUCCAAGACAAUAACUAGGACUCCCUGGAAUACGUUAUCUUAAAUACUCUUCUCAGCUACAAUUACUUCUCACUCUAUGCUGAAUGGACAGAGCUGAACCCUGCCAGCUGUCAAACAGCUUCAACUGAAGCCAUAUUUUCCAAGUUGAAGGCAGAAGUUUCCCUCUUUUCCAAGACCAGUUGACUGGACUCUUCCGAGAUACACGUGUAUCUCAAGUUCCUUUUGCAUGUGGAAGCCCAAGCCAGAUCUGUGCCUAUCUCUGUUGGGGAAACAAAGGGCAGGGAUAGGACGCCUAGCCUCAUAGAGAGGAACAGCGUAGCACUUUACAUUCUGCUCUUUCCUGCCUCUGAUCAUCAGCAAACAGAAGGCAGGAAUACAAGACCAUGUCAAAUCUGACUUGCCAGACUCGUAUCAAAGAAUUUAAGAGCCCCAAAUUAACUAAAGCUGAGGUGGCUUUUCUCUGUGAUUAGGAAGGCUAGGCUAGUUUCCUUGGGUUUCUUCAGAGAUUUCUUAAAGUUCCUUGGUGCUUCCAGUCCUAUAAUCUCACAACUUCAGAGGUGAACACACAAGGGAUAUACAUUGAGCUAGAAGCUAGCCUUGGCUACAUGAGGGAGGAGCACAGGAUGGAGGGAAGCUCUUCAGGCUUUGGGAGUUUAAAGUCAGGAAUAGCAACAACACACCAUAGGAUUCAAUGUUCAAGGCCUUCAAGUACAUAGUGAGACCCUACACCUUAAUAAAAAUGUCCUAUUUUUUACCUGUUUACAGCUAAACAGGUAAAUCCUAAGUGUGUGUGUGUGUGGGGGGGCACUGGAGGGGCUGUGUGCAAAAAUUAAAGCUGACCACCAGUCACAGGAGUUUGAAGCAUUGAGAAGCACUGCAUUGUAGGUGGCAGCUAGGCACUUUGUUUGGGUCCAGACAAAAUUUGACACUCCUCAGUUCUAGCUGGCAAUCACCAGUCUAACACAAUAAAAUGCAUUCCCCUAAUUAAGCCUAAAGGUUGCUCAAGAACAAGUUCCCUGUCUGGGGACAUAGCUCCAUUUGUAGAGUACUUGCCUGGUAUAUACAAAACCCUGGGUUCAAAUCCAAGGCUGUGAGCGUCCUCUCAUUCACAUCCAGCACCUAACUUGUGUACUUCUUGAGGUUUCUCACUUCUGAUCCAGUGAUGCUAAGUACUGCCCUAAGUAAGGCCUGCCAUCAAGUGGUCAAGUCCUGGAUCAACUAUCAUAAAAACAGACUGAAAGACUAAAACAACAGCAACCUGCUCAGGGCCAUGCAGUGGAGGCUCAGUCCAGCUUCAAGUCAGCCUUCAUGUCAAAGUCUAAAAGGGGGAGGGAGCAGUGCAGUGGUGGCUUACAUAGCAAGUUUCAGGACUGCCAAGGCUGUCUUCAAAUUAAUGAAAGAAAGAAAAGGGAAAGCAGCAAUGUGUAAAUGCACACCGAAGAGUAAGGUCCAGCCGCUCUGGGGGAGGGGUGGGAAGCACUUGGUAGACAUAGUAAAGAAAGGAGAGCUGGCCAGAUGGCUCAGCUGGUAAAAGUGCUGCCAAGUAUGCCAACUUGAGUUCAACCCCCAGGUCCCACAAUUCCUGAAAGUUGUCCUUUGACUUCAACAUAUGCAUACUUAUGAACAUAUGAACACACAAAGAAAGAAAUGAGUAUCUGACAGGAAGUGGCAUAAACUGCCAGCAUGGAAAAGGUCUCAACACCAGACCUAGAACCUGUUUGGUGAACAGUGGACACAAAUUGCCAAUUUUCCCUCAGAUAAGCUAUCAGAUCUAUUCAUCUGAAUCCUAUAAUUAUUUUCCAUUUGUCUAAAAGAAUAGGAGUCAUGUUAGCAGAAUUCAGCUUCUUGGCAAAUACAAGUUUGAUAUGAGUCAAUAUAGUAUUUUAUAUAGUAAAAGAUAUCUGAGAGCCAUCAGGAAAGAGGACUAGGCUAUAGUUUCCAAAGUCAAGGAGAGAACACAAACUCAGCAUACCUCCGCUCAUUUUACCUUUUAAAUACAGAUAGUGAUGUCCCUACUCCUACUGCCAUUCUCACAAAAUCCUGGGCUUACUAAAUCUCAAGGCAGCAUGACAUCAAUGCUAACACUCCCCCAUCCCACACACACCCCAAUUCCAGCCCUUAGAGAUGCUAGGGUAAGACUUCUAUGUCCAUGAAUUGAGAUCAGCCUGGGCCAUAUAGCAAGACCUGGCAUUUCCACUCCUGGUCUCAAAAGGCUCACCCACAGGUUUUUCCUAGAAAUUGACACUUGCUUUAUAAACACGAUAUGUAACAAUAAUCCUAGAGCUUUAGUAAAGACUUGGGUUUGUCCUGACACAAGCAGGGUUACAAAGCUGGGUAAAUGUGUUAUAACAGUAACUGGCAAGUGAAAUACUCCAGCUAACAUUGGACUAUCAUCUUCCUUCUUUCCUAAACCAACAAAAUGGGGUGGGGGGAAGGCUUAAAUUUCUUCAGAAAGCCAGAUAUUUUAUACUUUUUGAUCUAUUUUCAUAUAUAUAUUUGGGGGGGGGGGGUGUUUUGUUUUCCUAGACUAGUCUCUUUGUGUAACCUUGCUGUCCUGGAACUAGUUCUAUAGACUAGGCUGUCCAUGAACUCAAGAGAACCCCACUGUCUCUGCCUCCUGAUUAAAGGCAUGUGUCACCACCAUCUGGCUAUUUUAAAAUUUUUAUUAGUGUGUGUGUGAGUGGGUGGGGGUGUGUUUUUGUGUCAUGCAUGCAAGUAGCAGAGCACCCACAGGAGUUAGUUUUCUCCUUCCAUUCUGUAGGUUCCCAAGAUCAAACUCAGUUUCAUCAGUCUUGGGGGCAAGUGCUUUCAUCUACUCAGCCAUCUCAUAGGCCCUAUUUAUUUUUGCUUUUCACAACAAGGUUUCUCUGUGUAGCUGUGGCUAUCCUAGAACUCCCUUUGUAGACCAGGUUGGCCUCAAACUUGAAAGAUAUGCCUGCCCCUGACUUCUGAGUUCUGGAAGGCAUGUGCCACCACUACUUUGCUGCAUUUUUAAUAUUUUAACAAAGGUUUCAAAUUCAAAUGUAAAGACCAUCUUACAAAGAUGGCAGAACCAGACUAGAACAAGAUGACAGGUAUGUUAUUUUAUCUAUGUAUUGAAAAUAAAUGGGAACAAAAAAUGGUGGUGUGCAUCUCAAAUUCCCAAUGCUCUCAAAGAUGAGGCAAGAGGACCCUACCCCGAGUCAAUGCCAGCCUAGACAUACAUAGUUAAACCUAAUCUGAGAAUAAAGAAAGUGGGGAUUAAAAGGCAACAUUUAAGGCUUUGCUAGGGAAGAGCCAAGUUGCUGUGUAAAGUGAUAAUCUAGGCCAGCAUGCUUCACAGCAACUGUAACGAGAAUGUAAAGUAACGGGAUUAUCAUUAGCUAGCAAAAACACAAAAUAAAUGGGAGCCUCAGUAGGAAAAGGCAGUGUCUAGCAAUGGGGCUCAGAGGGAGAGCACUUAAUGUGUGCAAAGCUCUUAGUGUUCAAUGUCCAGCAUUACAAAAUAAAGGGGAAAAUCUACCAUAAAGGAAGCUAAAAAUAGUGGCUGAGCAGUUACGUCUUAAGAACUAAUCACUGGCCAGGCAGUUUGAGGCCAGCCUGGUCUACAGAGUAACCCUGCCUCAAAAAACCAAAUCACCGGGUAUGGUGGCGCACGCCUUUACUUCCAGCACUCGGGAGGCAGAGGCAGGCGGAUUUCUGAGUUCGAGGCCAGCCUGGUCCAGAGUGAGUUCCAGGACAGCCAGGGCUACACAGAGAAACCCUGUCUCAAACCCCCACCCUCCACCCCCUCAAAAAAACAAAAAACAACAAAAAAAACCCACUUGAAUUUUUUUUUCUUUUGCUUUUGAAGACAGGGUUUCUCUUUGUAGCCUGGGCUUUCUAGAAUUUCCUUUGUAAACCAGGCUGACCUUACAAGUGCUGGGAUUAAAAAAGAUGUGGGUACUAUCUACAACCAUUCAGCAAGAUUCUCUACAAUUAAAAAAUAACCAAAUGGGCUGGCUAGAUGGCUCAGAGGGUAAGAGAUCAUGAGUGCAAAUCCCAGCAACCACAUAGUUGCUCACAACCAUCUGUAAUGAGACCUGAUGCCUUCUUCUGGUGUGUCUGAAGAUAGCUACAGUGUUCUUAUGUAUAAUAAACAAAUCUUUAAAAAAAAAAAACCUUAAUUCAUUAAGAAACACAUUUACAUCCACAAAAGCAACUGUUUACUACCUAUUGUACUACUUUUUAUUGAAAAGCAUCUUGCACUUAGGAUGGCUGUUUUCUGAGUUUUACCAUACACUUUAAUGUUAAAAGGUUAAAUUAAUUUUUACAUGCAAGUAGUGUUUCUCCACCUGGGAACAAUGAUGAUAAAAAGAUGACAUACCACAUGAAGUAAGUGUCUUUUUUAAUUGAAAAGCUAACAAAUUGUUGAGUUACAGUUCCCACUCCAAAACCACAAACUGGGUAGUAAACUAAAUCUCUAGGCAACAUAUUCAAAGCUGAGAAGAUUAAAAAAAAAAAAAAGAAAAAAAAAAAGAAAAAA
Messenger RNA from Mus musculus (house mouse), 11983 nucleotides. RefSeq names its product transcription factor 7, T cell specific (gene Tcf7). The coding region runs from base 3906 to 4838 and encodes 310 amino acids. Lineage: Eukaryota; Metazoa; Chordata; Mammalia; Rodentia; Muridae. Gene Ontology annotation, biological process: Wnt signaling pathway; tissue development; immune system process. Gene Ontology annotation, cellular component: nucleus. Gene Ontology annotation, molecular function: transcription cis-regulatory region binding. The transcript is spliced from 10 exons. The record is from RefSeq and is a predicted model, not a curated record.